AUGACCCAUCCACUGGUAAAAAUCAUCUCGAGGAAGAUGAUUAAACCCUCAUCUCCAACUCCUCAUCACCAAAGAAAUCUCCAGCUCUCUUUUCUGGACCAACUGCUGCCUCCUACGUUAUACCCAUCUAUCAUAUUUUUCUACUCUUCCCCUACUAGCGAUCCCGCUUCCACUGUUUCAGAGAGCUUGCAUGCAUCUCUCUCCAAAUCUUUGGUUCUCUUCUAUCCACUCGCUGGCCGACUGAAAACCGCUGCCUCCGUUCACUGCAACGAUGAAGGAGCUCAUUUUCUUGAGGCCCGAGUUAACUGCCAGCUCUCGGAUUUACUUAAAGUUCCUGAGCAUAAGUUGCUUAACAACCUUAUCCCCGAGUUUGAGCCUAAAACAGUUCAGUACUUCAGAAUAGCUGUUGCUGCGUCCCCAAUACACAAGAUCGGAGAUGCCGGCGCAUAUUACAAAUUUAUACAAACAUGGGCAGCCAUACAUCGUGGUGAAUCCGACCAACUAGUGCUACCGGAGUUUAACGGAGCAUCUGUGCUGCCUCCCAGAGAAUUGUCACUCCCAAACAACUUGGGAUUAAUCCCAAAUCAAAAGUUGACAACAAGGACGUUCGUGUUUGAUGUCACAAAGAUUGCAAGUCUCAAGGCCAAAAUCGGAGGCACACAUGUAGAACUUGUUUCGGCAAUUAUCCUCAGAAGUGCUCUUGCUGCUUCUCAUAAAUCAAAGCCGGAGACUACUUCAAGCACAAAUGUGUUGUCUCAAAUUGUAAGUUUCCGCAACAGAAUAGUCCCCGCGGUAGCACCAAAUGUCAUGGGUAAUUGGUUUUGGUCGGUUCAAGUGGUAUUCAAACAAAACGAGACAGAACUACAAGAGUCGGUUGCUAAAAUGAGGAAAGGAGUAACAGACUUCUACAAGGAGAAGGCGGACAGAUUCAAAGGCCAAGAUGGAUUCCGGGUGGUGUCCGAGUCACUUAGAGAGAGGGGUGAGUUCUUUAAGAGCACAAAGGGGUGCAUCAAUCUUUAUAGGGGUACAAGUUUGUGCAAGCUCCCCGUAUAUGAAAUUGAUUUUGGUUGGCGGAAACCAACUUGGGUCACUAGCCAAAGCAACCACAAGAAUCUAUUUCUCCUGAUCGACACAAAACAUGGAGAUGGCAUCGAAGUGUGGGUGACACUGGAUGAAGAAGAAAUGGCUAUAUUUGAGAGUGAAGAGGAGCUCCUUUCAUUUGCUUGUGCAAACCCUAGUGCAAUUGUUAAUCAUCAAUCUCACUCUCGUAUGUGAUUAUGCCAGAAAGCCGAUCAAUUUUUUUUCUAGUUUUCAUGUUGUGAUAAUUGAUGUGAUGAAAUUAAUGUUAUAUUUUUCCUCAACUAAUUGGCCUUUUUAUUAGCCUAAAGUUUUGUU
Messenger RNA from Rosa chinensis, 1395 nucleotides. RefSeq names its product BAHD acyltransferase At5g47980-like. The record is from RefSeq and is a predicted model, not a curated record. The coding region runs from base 1 to 1275 and encodes 424 amino acids. The transcript has 2 exons. NCBI's taxonomy places the organism in Eukaryota, Viridiplantae, Streptophyta, Magnoliopsida, Rosales, Rosaceae.